Folsomia candida is the source of this 1018-nucleotide messenger RNA. RefSeq lists its product as uncharacterized. The record is from RefSeq and is a predicted model, not a curated record. Bases 126 to 689 code for a protein of 187 amino acids. The transcript is spliced from 2 exons. Lineage: Eukaryota; Metazoa; Arthropoda; Collembola; Entomobryomorpha; Isotomidae.
GAGAUACAUAUUUAUCCCCGUCCAGUCAACUGUUGCCCUUCUGAUUGUUAACAUCCCAAUAAAAAUUUCUUCACGUUACCAUAACAACCAAGAAAAACAAGCCUGGACUCCGUUCUAAAUCUAAGAUGACAUCCUUCAAGGAUUUUAGAGAAGUGUUUGUGCUGGCAAUUUGCAAUAUGAUUCUGGGACCCGUAACUUUUAUCUGGGGAGUCUAUCCGGACCUUAAAGCUUACAUGGAUAAUUGGGGCGUCAACCAUUCAAACGAGAAGGAGCUAGAGCUAGCACUGCAAUAUAAUCCGCUUGUAUGGGGCUAUGGUUUCCUGAUAAGCUGCUCCUUUAUUUCCGGAUUGUGCGCUUUUUUGGCAAUCACCGUAUUCUGCAACGACUGCGAUUGGGAGAUCAAAUUGGGAAACGCGGCAGCCUACUUGGCGAGGGCGUUAGUCUGCCUAAUUCCUGUGUUGCUGUUCUACAACCAUGAUCCGCUGAAGUGGGGGACGCGGGAGAUGUUUCUGGGGAAAUUGGGAGAGAUUAAGUUGCCCAUCUUUACUUGUUUGUAUUGUAUCGUGGUGCAAUACUUUUUUGCGAGUCAGGUUGUUAAAUUUGUUGUAGAGGCGCAAAAUGUGGCAAAAUUUCAACAAGAAGAAGAAGAAAGAAAAAAGAAGGUGGGUAGAAAAAGAAAGAGCAAGUGAAUUCUGGAGAAAUUUAGGUAUGUACUGAUUUAAAAUAUGUGUGUAAUUGUGAUCGAGAAUUCCAGCUUGUUCGGUAUAAGAUUAUGGGUUUAAUUAUUUAAAUCCUGUGUGUGAUGUAAAAAUUUAAGUUUAUUUAAAGACACUCAAUAUUCCAUAAGACUUAUCAAGAUUAAUUAUAUACUGCGUAAAUAUCUAAUUUCGAUGGUUUAAAAAUCUGUAUUCGUGUAUUAAUUAAGUAAUUAUUUAAGUAAUUUUUAAGCAAUAAUUAUGUACUUUUCGCUGGUGUAAAGUCGAAUAAAAAACUGUCCAGUUUGCUAAUUAGAUAUACA